Molecule: messenger RNA, 2802 nt
Organism: Elgaria multicarinata webbii
Lineage: Eukaryota; Metazoa; Chordata; Lepidosauria; Squamata; Anguidae
Gene: LIN9
Product: lin-9 DREAM MuvB core complex component
Exons: 15
Coding region: 1-1680 (559 amino acids)
Biological process (GO): regulation of transcription by RNA polymerase II; regulation of cell cycle; DNA-templated transcription
Cellular component (GO): nucleoplasm; transcription repressor complex
Molecular function (GO): DNA binding
Source: RefSeq, a predicted model, not a curated record
AUGCACCGCGACAGGCAGCCUUUGAAAAAGCGGCGCGGCUCCUUCAAGAUGGCGGAGUUGGAUCAGCUGCCUGACGAGAGUUCAUCAGCAAAAGCCUUGGUUAGUUUGAAAGAGGGAAGUUUAUCCAAUACAUGGAAUGAAAAAAUCAGUUCUUUACAGAAAACACCUAUCUGGAAGGGCAAGAAUGCAGGAGCUACUGUAGAAAUGCCCUUCAGAAGUUCAAAACGAAGUCGUUCCUUUUGUGAAGAAGAAGAAAGACAAAUAAGUACAAGAUCACCCAAAAGAAACCAGAGAGUUACAAUGGUUCCACAGAAGUUUACAGUAACAAUGCCAACACCAGAUAAAAAAGCAUCGCAGAAAAUUGGUUUGAGGCUACGUAAUUUACUUAAACUUCCUAAAGCGCACAAGUGGUGUAUAUAUGAGUGGUUCUACUCAAAUAUAGAUAAGCCUCUGUUUGAAGGUGAUAAUGACUUCUGUGUUUGCCUGAAAGAAUCUUUUCCUAACCUGAAAACAAGAAAAUUAACACGAGUGGAAUGGGGGAAAAUCAGACGAUUAAUGGGGAAGCCACGACGAUGUUCUUCUGCAUUCUUUGAAGAGGAAAGGUCUGCAUUAAAACAGAAACGGCAAAAAAUUAGACUUCUGCAACAGCGUAAAGUGGCAGAUAUAUCCCAAUUUAAAGAUCUUCCAGAGGAAAUUCCAUUGCCACUAGUUAUAGGAACAAAAGUCACAGCACGGUUACGUGGUGCCCACGAUGGACUCUUCACUGGACAGAUAGAUGCGGUUGACACUCUUAAUGCUACGUACAGAGUAACUUUUGAGAGGACAGGGCUUGGAACACAUACAAUCCCAGAUUAUGAAGUCCUUAGUAAUGAACCUCAUGAAACGAUGCCAAUUGCUGCCUUUGGACAAAAACAACGACCUUCUAGAUUCUUUAUGACUCCUCCUCGGUUACAUUAUACACCUUCCCUCCAGUCACCAAUUAUAGAUAGUGAUCCUUUACUAGGACAGUCUUCUUGGAAAAACAAAAUUUCAGGCUCUGAUAGUGAGACAUUAGGUGGUUUUCCUGUAGAAUUCCUUAUCCAAGUGACCAGAUUAUCAAAAAUUCUUAUGAUCAAGAAGGAACACAUCAAGCAAUUAAGGGAGAUGAACACAGAAGCAGAAAAAUUGAAAUCCUAUUCUAUGCCUAUUGGCAUUGAAUUCCAGAGAAGAUACGCAACUAUUGUUUUAGAUCUUGAACAGCUGAAUAAGGAUCUAAACAAAGUUUUGCAUAAAGUUCAACAGUAUUGUUAUGAGCUUGCCCCAGAUCAAGGUCUACAGCCUGCAGACCAUCCCACAGAUCUGAGAAGGAGAUGUGAGGAAGAAGCUCAGGAGAUUGUUAGACAGUCAAAUACAUCAACAACAGGACAGCCUUGCGUUCAAAAUGAAAACCUGACAGAUUUAAUUGCUAGACUUACAGCAAUAUUACUGCAGAUUAAGUGCCUAGCAGAAGGAGGUGAUCUAAAUUCCUUUGAAUUUAAGUCACUAACAGAUUCAUUAAACGACAUCAAGAAUUCUAUAGACCCCACCAACAUCAGUUGUUUUCAGAAUAAUGUUGAGAUACAUGUUGCACACAUCCAGAGCGGCCUCAGCCAGAUGGGAAAUUUACAUGCCUUUGCUGCAAAUAACACCAACAGAGACUGAGAGAAAUGUUUACCUUAGUCCAAGUGUACAGAAUGUAGUUGUGGAAACGCCUUCUUAUAUAAGCUUCACCAAAUAUCCUAACUGCUGGAAGACAAAAGAAAAGAGAAGGGUAUUUUGAGAACCAUUGAACUGCUUCUGAAGAAACCAGCAUAAAAUUACCAGCAUUGCUAUAGACUUCAUCACUUGCUAUGCACAUAUGGUAUCUUCUUUAACAGCUAAACUUCAGUUAUAAAAGUACACAUGUUGUUUUAAACAGAAAGUUAUAAAGACGUUUUUCAUAUAAUGUAAAGUAUGAAUACUUUAUUUUAAAUUUAGUUGCAGCAAAUUCUGUCAACUAUUAACAGAUGUUUUGAAAACAGUGAAAAGGAAAUGACACAGACAAGGAGUUAUAUUAUCAAUCUCUUGUUCUUGAAAGCCACAGUACCCUAAUACUAGUGUCUUACUGCCUUUUGAUUUUAGUCUCUGAACAGUGUGGUGAUUGAUAAAGCAGUGUGUCUAUUCCUGUUCUUGGGAAGUAGCAGCAGAAUGGGAUAUGCAAAGGAAUGGUAGUGGGUAGAUAGUUAUUGUACACUUGUGGAUACUGGGAGUCCCUGUAAAUCAGUUAAUAUCUUUGGAAUGUUUAAUUUAUCGUAACUUAUAAAAAAAGUAAUCUAAUGAAGGAGUAGAAAAAGGAGUGCUAAAUUCCCAGAAAUUGAUAUGACUUGCUUUUUUCCCUCCAUAAUGGGCAAAAAGUUUUCUAGUUAAGAUAUUUCACACAAAUAACUGGCAACAUUUUCCAUUGAUUUGUUUGCACAACCUUUAAGUACCUGGUUAUCAAGCAAUUAACAGAGUUUUACAAUGCAGUUGGAUAGCCAGUCCUCUAAACUGCCUAAAAAAAUAAAAAGCAAAGAACUGAGGAGUAUACAAAAAUGUCAAUCUUGUAAAAAGGGUGUAUUAAGUUGUUCAUUUAGUAUAGUCUUGUAAAGCUUCAGUGUAAUAAAUUGUUUCCAGAUUUGAAUUUUCAGAUAGCUGUAGCAAUGUUUUGAUUCUUUGCCUCAUCAAAUGAGGUCUUUUGUAUGUUAAUGUAUAAAGAAAAUGUAAACAAUUAUUUUCAACUUAAAAUUUUGUAUAGUUUUAAAAAUG